ACCUUUGGUCGCCGGCUGGGUCUGAUUAUUCGCAGAGACAGGAGGAGGAGGUUUCGUCACAUCAUGGUGUUCCCGAUUCAAAUGUUCCCGCUGUUGACCCAGGUGUUCUGAAAGAGGAGUUGCAUGAUGAGGAGUUGCAGGAUGUGGGGUUGCAGAAUGAGGAGUUGCUGAAUGAGCAGUUGCAUUAUUCUCAUCAUACAUAUUAUAUGGCUUCACGCUCUGAAGUGUGCCACACUUCAGCUUCUGACGCAGACCCGGCUCGCCAUGGAAAGGAUUGGCAGGGGGAUCUUAAGGAUUUCAAGGACGAGGAGGAGGAGAAUGUUCAUGUUGAGUCUGUGGAGAGUUCUACGGCAGUUGCUGCUGAAGAAGCGUCGCUUGCUUCCCAAUCAAAUGAUGCUGUGCUGCACGCAUUUCCUUUGGAUUAUUCUUUGCACUCAGCUCCUUUGGAUUAUUCUCUGCAUUCAGUUCCUUUGGAUGAUUCUCGAGUGCAAAGGGAAGGUGGGGGCCCCGAGGCGCUGCCGUUGGCAUCCUCGAAAACCCACGUAGAGUGCGAAGUUGACCAGCGUAAAGAUAACUGUGCAUCUUCUUCCCGGCUCUGUUCAGAUGGGUUGCAGAGCAAUCGAUCUGAGUGUCAGGCUGCCAGGGACUGGGCCCGUGCCAAUGACGAUGCAGUUGCUCCUUGGCGGGAAUUCGAACGGCUCCCGAAAGAUGAGUUUCAUGCUCGGAUCGAGGCGCUCAAGGCAUACAAACUUCGAAUGGGAAUUGAGAGCCCCGAGGAGGCGCCGCCUCCUGAGGAGGAUGCUGGCCGUGGGAAAGGCCAGAGGCACCGCAGAAACAGGAGGCGGGCAAGGGCGAAGGCUCAGGCAGUUCUAACUGGCUCUUCUAUGUCAAAGUCGGCCCAUCAAUCUACUUGCGAUCCUCCCCAACCUCCGUCCUCUUUUCACGAUUCAGUUUCUGCCGCUCUACCCGCCCCAAUUGUGCCCUUGUUGCCCGAAGGCGACAAGGAGACGGAGGUGGGUGAGUUGCAUAACUAUCAAUCAGAGUGCGAUGAGGACGCUGAUUGGGAUGCGGCCUCCCACGCAUGGGAUAAUAUGGCCACCCAGCGAGUGAGGGCAAAUUUUUACUUGAAACAGGCUGCUCUGCAACGUUUCUGUGAGGCUUUGCGCCGUGAUGGGGAGGAGGACGCGGACAUCCAGAGAACCUGUGGGCUGUGUCGGUUGGACAUGAUAAGGAUGCCCCGUAUUGCAGGGUGGUGCUUCGGACAUUGGCGGUGCUUGACAUUCUACUCAAGUGGUGCUCAACGGUUGAUGGAACAACGCUUGCAGAGCCACAUUAGGAACCUUUGUGUAACCUUUUGGCCUUAACUGUGGCCUUAACUGGCGCCUGGCGCUGGAUAUACAACGUAAACAUGAACUAGUCGGCCUCCACGGUUUCUUCGUUGGAGGGCGGUCUGUGGAAGUAUAUGCUGCUGAUCGACUGUUGCUUUGAUCAAUGCAGUAAAACGGCAUUGUAUGGCCGUGGAACACGUUUUGGGUAGCGUUUCAACCAGCUCUUACACCAUUCUCUAACCUGUUCCAACACCUUUGCAUCCUCACAUGUUUUGCUGCAUCCUUUUCCUUGUUCCUGCAUCCCAUUCCGAUGCCUAUGCCUCAGUGGCUCGGCAGUGUGAUGAUGAGAGGUGCCUUCUCUAGCUACCCUGUGCUCCGUUUGGGAGUCUUAGGGCUCAGCUGUCACAGCUGUCCGCGCCCUGACUCAAACUCAAAAAAACCGAGGUUGCGGAAGCGGAGCCUACCUCCCGCUCUCCCGCGGCCUUGGCCCGUCGGGGACUCCUCGAGCCGCGUCGUGCGGACAGGUUGUGCAUGCGCACGUGACGUACAUCUCUGAGUACCGAACGGGUGAUCUGUCGGCAUUGGAUUGAUUAGUUGUUCUUGCGUGCCCCUUCUUUGUGCGGCAUCAUGACAGCGCAAUUUUGUUCGAUGAGUUCUGUUUCGACCAGUUGGAAAAGAAAAACAAGGAUAAUCAAACUGGCGAUUUGUAGACAAGCUGUAUUUGAUGUUAUGCAGUUUAAUGCUCGUGAUCCAUAUUUUGUGGCUGAUCCGAAUACUUUCCCCGCGUUUGGCUGGUUUGAUAACCUCGAUGAUUGUGCGCGAAACCCAUGCCCGUUUCAGGGAAACUCGGAGGAGCAGGUCAGUAUAUUGUUGAGUUCCUUAUCGGUGCCAACUGCUGGGCCAACUGAUCGUGGAGAAGCUUUCUCGUCUCAUUCGGUUGCGUAUUCUCCAGAUGUGGUGCAGUCCAGAUGGUGGGCUGCAGUCCAGACUGGGCUCUGUUUCUUUUGAUCCUGGUGUUCAGAAUGAGGAGUUGCAGGGUGAGGAUUUGCAGAGUGAGGAGGUGCUGAAUGAGAAGUUGCAUUUUUAUCAGCAUACUGUUUUCUUGGAUUCAAGCUCUGAAGUUUGCCACACUCCAUUUCCUGACACUCUGUCGGCUUCUGUUGACCCAGGUGUUCGGAAAGAGGAGUUGCAUGAUGAGGAGUUGCAGGGUGUGGGGUUGCAGAAUGAGGAGUUGCUGAAUGAGCAGUUGCAUUAUUCUCAUCAUACAUAUUAUACGGCCUCACUCCCUGAAGUUUGCCACACUUCAGCUUCUGACGGAGACUCAGCUUGCCGUGGAAAGGAUUGGAAGGGGGAUCUUGAGGAUUUCAAGGACGAGGGGGAGGAUAAUGUUCAUGUUGAAUCCGUGGAGAGUUCUACGGCAGUUGCUGCUGAAGAAGCGUCGGUUGCUUCUCAAUCAAAUGAUGCUGUGCUGCGCUCAGUUCCUUUGGAUUAUUCUCUGCACUCAGCUCCUUUGGAUUAUUCUCUGCGCUCAGUUCCUUUGGAUUAUUCUCGAGUGCAAAGGGAAGGUGGAGGCCCCGAGGCGCUGCCGUUGGCAUCCUCGAAAACCCACGGAGAGUGCGAAGUUGACCAGCGUAAAGAUAACUGUGCUUCUUCUUCCCGGCUCUGUUCAGAUGAGUUGCAGAGCAAUCGAUCUGAGUGUCAAGCUGCCAGGGACUGGGCCCGUGCCAAUGGCGAUGCAGUUGCUCUUUGGCGGGAAUUCGAACGGCUCCCCAAAGAUGAGUUUCAUGCUCGGAUCGAGGCGCUCAAGGCAUACAAACUUCGAAUGGGAAUUGAGAGUCCCGAGGAGGCGCCGAGUCCAGAGGGGGAUGCUGGCCGUGGGAAAGGCCAGAGGCACCGCAGAAACAGGAGGCGGGCAAGGGCGAAGGCUCAGGCAGUUCUAACUGGCUCUUCUAUGUCAAAGUCGGCCCAUCCAUCUACUUGCGAUCCUCCCCAACCUCCGUCCUCUUUUGCGGACUUGUGCAGUUCUUCAAAUCACGUCGAGUGCGCCGGCACGGCUACCACAUGGGUGCUCCAGAGGCACAUCGCGCGCCUGCUCGUGGCGGACCACCUGCAGAAGGAGGACGCUGAUUGGGAUGCGGUCUUCCACGCAUGGGAUAAAAUGGCCACCCUGCGAGAGAGGGCAAAUUUCUAUUUGAAACAGGCUACUCUGCACCGUCUGUGUGAGGCUUACCACCGUGAUGGGGAGGAGGACGCGGACAUCCAGAGACUCUGGGAGCAGUGUCGGUUGGACAAGAUAAGGAUGCACCGUAUUGCGGGGUGGUGCUUCGGACAUUGGCGGUGCUUGACAUUCUACUCAAGUGGUGCUCAACGGUUGAUGGAACAACGCUUGCAGAGCCACAUUAGGAACCUUCGUGUAACCUUUUGGCCUCCUCAUGAUAAAUAUUCUAUGGCUUCGCACCCUGGGAGUUCCACGACUGGGAGUUUAUCUAAUGCAGUUGUGAGUUCAGCAGUGACGGAGGACGAGGACGUAACCGCGCAGGUUAUUUGCUUCAGUUGGCGUGUAAUUUAAGGAUCAGGAAAUACUGCUUCCGCAAGUCUGGCUGGGUAAAGCUCGUUCACUCUUUCACGGCUGCCACGCUGUAUCGCCUUAUGGCCUCGGGUGCCGAGGAAAAGCCGGUGUUGCUUGAAGCGCUUCUUCGGGAUCGCGCGAGACUUGGCCCGAUAACCAAUUUGACCCAUCUGUCGACUGAUAUCAGAGACUUUCGUCACCGCAGACUCGUUCCCAAAAGCGUUACGGAAGCCAUGAGAUACGUGACGAAUUUUCAGGAUGAAUGGAUGCGUCGCAAUGUAAAGAACUACCGCGAGUUGGCGGCCAAGGCGGGAUACCCAAUUGAUUGAUUGAUUUAGUGAUUGCACAUAGGCUGACAUGGUUGGCCAGAACCAGAAAUUGUUACGUUGUAUUCCAUACUUCCCUUAUUGAACAUGCGAGCAAAACAAAACUAGACGGCCUCCGUGGAUUCUUCGACGGAGGUCGCUCUGUGGAGGGAUGUGCUGCAGAAUGGUGUUUAGGUUUGUGUGUGCACGGGACGUGGCUGUUCGUGGCGGAGGAAGCUUUCUCGCUUGAUGCCUCUGCUUCUGUCGUGUUUUGUGUGAUGUUUGCAGCGCAGCGGCUCUGUAUGGCCGUGGUGCACGUUUUGGGUAGCUUCUUUCAUCUCUAACCUGUUCCUACACCUUUGCAAUUUCACAUGUCGUGCUGCAUCCUUUUCCUUGUUCCUGCAUCCGAUUCCGAUGCCUAUGCCUCAGUGGCUCGGCAGUGUGAUGAUAAGAGAUGCCUUCUUUAGCUACCCUGUGCUCCGUUUGGGAGUCCUAGGGCUCAGCUGUCACAGCUGUCCGCGCCCUGACUCAAACUCAAAAAACCAAGGUUGACGGUUUACCGCCGGCUCCCAGUGGACGCUACCAAUUGCUCGG
This is a messenger RNA of Prorocentrum cordatum, 4796 nucleotides long. Lineage: Eukaryota; Dinophyceae; Prorocentrales; Prorocentraceae. The record is from the annotation of a GenBank genome assembly.